AUGUGCAAACAAGCAGUCUGCGGCACUUGCUCCAAGAGCACUUGGUGGGGCUGCGGCCAACACGUCCCGAUGGUCAUGGACUUGAUCCCAGAAUCGUCUCGGUGCACUUGUGAACCCAAAAUCGAAAGAGAGGGCAAACAGUACCCACCAAUGGGCAAGCAACCUGGAUCUUAA
Pseudocercospora fijiensis CIRAD86 is the source of this 174-nucleotide messenger RNA. RefSeq lists its product as uncharacterized. Bases 1 to 174 code for a protein of 57 amino acids. The record is from RefSeq and is a predicted model, not a curated record. The transcript has 2 exons. Lineage: Eukaryota; Fungi; Ascomycota; Dothideomycetes; Mycosphaerellales; Mycosphaerellaceae.